AUGCUUCUUGUAUUACAAACACAUUUUCACCAGGAAUAUCAUCACCACAAGCAGAAUUAUUUAUACACUCAUCUAUAUCUUCAAAUUACAUUGAUCUACAUUAUUUGGUUUUUGUAGUUUAACCAAUAGGGUAAAGAAGAUAUAUGUACAAUCUGCUUCGCCGUAACAUCCAGAUCAUAUAACUUGGGCAAUGUUAAAGAGGAUACAGUUAGUUCCAUCGGUUUUAUUGGAACUGUAAAUUGGCUGUUAAUGGAGCUACAGUUUUUGGUAAUUGAGGCUAUAUCAGAUAAAAAAUAUAUUAAAUAUAAUUUUAUAGCGAGUCUCCAUUUACUAGAUGAAAGACUUGUGAUUACUUUUUUUAUCCAAAUAGUAGUGGUCUUUAUUAAAAAGUGACUGAUUCAACUAGUUUAACUAAAGUGGCAUCACAAUCUUGUGCUAAUUAGAAAAUAGAUUCAACUAAGAUAGAAGCAUAGAAGAAAAUCAUUACAUUGUCAUUGUCUUAAGACAAACUGCUAUUUUCAAACUAGAUGUUAAAAUGGCUGUGACAAUAAUGGAAUACAUUUGUCACAUCAUUUAUUGCUUGACGAUAAUGGGGAAGCGUUGCUCUUACUAGAGCCAACACAAAAAAUAAUUUCUUUGAGCAAGAAUA
Molecule: messenger RNA, 649 nt
Organism: Paramecium primaurelia
Lineage: Eukaryota; Ciliophora; Oligohymenophorea; Peniculida; Parameciidae
Source: the annotation of a GenBank genome assembly